Molecule: messenger RNA, 1932 nt
Organism: Hyphopichia burtonii NRRL Y-1933
Lineage: Eukaryota; Fungi; Ascomycota; Pichiomycetes; Serinales; Debaryomycetaceae
Exons: 1
Coding region: 1-1932 (643 amino acids)
Biological process (GO): retrograde transport, endosome to Golgi
Molecular function (GO): phosphatidylinositol binding
Source: RefSeq, a predicted model, not a curated record
AUGAAUUCAGAUAUAUUCGAAGAUAUUGAACAGGAUAAUAAUCCUUCCUUUUACGGGAAUCAAUCAUUUCUUUCUGACGGUAAAAAUAAAUCAAAUGGUAAUGCUAAAGAUAAUUCUUUUAAUAAUUCUAUAAUUAAUGAUGAAUAUGAUGAUCAAAUUAGUUCCAAAAAUUACCGUAAUAUGGAUUUAGUUAAUAACUCCCUUGGGUUAUCAAAUAAAAUAAGAAAUUUUUUACAUGAUGAUAAUUUAUCAAUUGACGUUAUAUCAAGUGAACGAUUAAUGAAUUCUUCAAUUAUAGUUUAUUCAAUUGAAAUUUCAAUUGAUUCUUCAAAUUCAAUCAUCGUUAAACGUCGAUAUAGUGAAUUUAAAUCUUUCAGAGAUAAUUUAUUGAAAUUAUUCCCAACUUUAAUAAUACCCCCAAUACCUGAAAAACAUACAAUUUUUAAUUAUUUAAUUAAUUCAAUUAAUAAUUCCAAAGAAUCAACUAUUAUUGAAACUAGAAAAAGAAAUUUCAAGGUUUUUUUAAUUGAUUUAAUCUUUAAUUCAAAUCCAAUUUUAAAAGAUUGCCCUCUUCUACAUAAAUUUUUGGAUCCAAAUUAUGAAUUAUGUUGGAAUAAUGCUAUUAAUGAACCUCCUUUAAGCUUAUUACCAAAUAAUCUAUUAUUGGCUAAUCCAGUAAACCCAACCGAUCAAAAUGGUUUAUAUUCUUUAUUACCAAUUGUUAAUGGAUUUGAAUUCAAUUCCCAAAUUGAUAAUCUUCAUUCGUUGAAAAAAAUUAAUGAUGAUUUACAUAAACUAAAUGAUCAAAUUAAUUUAUUCAAAAUUAAAGAAGAAGAUGACAAUUUAAAAAUUUUAAAUAAUUCUUCAAUUUCAAAUACAAAUAAUGAAUUUAUUAGCUUUAAAGAUAUCCCAAUUGAAUUAAUUUCUUAUGAGAUUAUUUUCCAUCAAAACAUUAAAAUUUUAAAUGAAUUAAAUAAAUUAAAUAAUAAAUCAAUUAAAAAUUAUAAAUCAGUCAUUAAUAAUUUAAUUGAAUUGGGUGGUAAUUUAAAUAAUUUUUCAUUACAGAUUCAUGAAUUAUCAGAUUUAAAUAAUCAUUCAAACUUUAAUAAUCAAUUAAGUUCAUUGAUUGAAAAAUUUGGCUCAACAAUUGAUUUGAAUUUCUUAAAUUUUGAAAGUUUUGUUAUUUCAAAUUUAAUACCAAAUUGGCAAGAACCAAUUAAUCAAUUAAUCCAAUAUUAUUCAACUGCAUUACAAUUAAUUAAAUUUUAUAAAUUUAAAUUAAUUCAAUUUAAAUUAUUAUUCAAAUUGAAAUUUAAUAAAAUUCAAGACUUAAUGACUUUCAAUAAUAAUUAUCAAAAUCAUAUUAAAUUAAAUGACUUAAAAAAUUUAAAUAUAAAUAGUCCAAGUAUUAAUGAUGCUAUCAAAAGAAUUGAAUUAAAACAGAAGAAGUUAUCUACAAAUAGUCGUUCUCUAAACUCUAAAAAAUCUUGGUAUGGUUUGUUUGGUGGUAAUAAAUCUUCUUUCAUCUUACCUGAUGAUGAUACUUUCCAACAAUAUAAUUCUCAUCAAAAUAAUCAACUACAAUCUAAGGAUACUUAUAAUAAUUAUACUUCUCCAACUUCGUCUCCACAAAAACCAAUUCCAAAACCAGAUCCUUUAGCUGAUCUCCCUCCCAAUGAUCUUUCAAAUCAAUUCCUGUAUAAGAUUCACCAAAUUGAAAAAGAAUUAACGAAAUUAGAUCAAUUAAUCAAUUUGGUCAAUAAAGAUAUGAUCGACUUGACUGAUCAUUUGAAAUCUACAUUCUCGUCCUUUUCUACAAGCAUGGAAAAGAAAUGGCUAACUAUAAUGUUGGAAUUCAUCAGAUCUGGUAAAGAUUUAUUUAGUGAAAACUUGGCUAAUUGGAAUGACUUGAAAGCAUUUAUUGAUAAUUAA